UUAAUGUUGACAUGCGAUCUAUCGAGCCCGUUACGUUAGGCAUUUGUAAUGUAAACAGUCAAUUUAGGUCAUGAGUUCAGCUGAUAACGACGAUAUAGACUCUGAGGACUUCGAGAUGUCAACCAGUAUAGAAACGUCGCUUCUACUGAACAGUGCGUCAGGUAUGGACGAACGAAACGUCAAGUACACACCGAGUGAGGAUAAUGUGGCAGUCAAUGGAACGUCAACUAACUCUGAUGGCGACAUAUCUGAGGAGGCGAAGACGUCAGGAUUUCUCUAUGUCCUGUCAUUCUUUGCCGCUAUUGGUGGCUUUCUAUUCGGGUAUGAUACCGGUGUGGUUUCAGGUGCGAUGCUGCUGCUGAAAAAACAAUUCAACUUGACAUCUUUAUGGGAAGAAAUCAUUGUCAGUGCCACUAUUUUGUUUGCUGCCAUUUUUGCAUUAGUUGGUGGGUUUCUAAACGACUAUUUUGGGAGGAAGUUUACAACUGUAUGUGCCAGUUUUGUAUUCACGGGAGGAGCAGUUCUCUUAGGAUUUGCACAAAACAUUGCUAUGCUGGUCAUUGGAAGGUCAAUACUCGGAAUAGGAAUAGGUUUAGCAUCCAUGACUGUACCAAUUUAUAUCGCAGAAUGUGCUCCUCCUCAAAUGAGGGGAAGACUGGUGACUCUUAACAAUUUAUUUAUUACUGGGGGACAGUUCAUAGCCAGUGUGGUUGACGGAGGUUUCAGCUACGACAAGGUCAACGGCUGGAGGUUUCCUCCCAAAGGAACCUUAUGUUAUCAUUUUCAUGGAUGUGCAGCGGAACUGGACUGGGGAGAUCGUCGGCUGACAAGUAGCUCAAUUGGAAACCAGUUUAUUUUGGUGAAAAUGUAUCAGAACCGAGCAGUAAGAAAGGCUGUCUUUGUAGGAUGUGGUUUACAGCUUUUCCAGCAGCUCAGCGGAAUCAACACGGUCAUGUACUACAGUGCCACUAUAGUGAAGAUGACUGGAGUAAGGGAUGAAUCAACAGCCAUCUGGAUUUCUGCAGGAACAGCUGGUGUCAACUUUGUAUUUACCUUGGUAGGUCUAUGGCUGGUGGAGAGAAUUGGGCGACGCCCACUUAUCCUCGGAAGUUUAUUUGGUGUAUUUCUCAGUCUGGUGUUGCUGGCUGUGGGAUUCCAGUUGAUAGCCUUCAACUCCCCUCCUGUCUCUGUCCACACCGAUUACAAUUCCACAUCACCGUGCUUCUCCCACAAUUGGUGCGAGGCAUGUAUAGAAGACAAGAACUGUGGCUACUGUUACACAGAGGUUGGCAAGUCUGCUGUCAAUGGAUCGUGUCUGCCGACGACUUCUAGUGAUACAAGCCAGGCCCUGAUUGGUCCAUGUAACAAUACAUUUCUACCCUCGGAGACAAUCUGGGCCCAUGGGUACUGCCCCACAACAUACUCAUGGAUGGGCAUUCUUGGGCUUGUACUCUAUCUCAUGUUCUUUGCUCCAGGGAUGGGUCCUAUGCCCUGGACAAUAAACUCAGAAAUUUAUCCUUUGUGGGCAAGAAGUGCAGGUAGCUCGCUCGCCACAGCAACCAAUUGGACCUUCAACCUAGUAGUUUCCAUGUCCUUUCUUACACUAACAGAAACACUUACUAAAUAUGGAACAUAUUGGUUAUUUGUGGGUAUAGUUUUUCUCGGUCUGAUAUUUAUGUUCAUCACUGUGCCUGAGACCAAAGGUAAGCGUCUAGAAGAAGUCGAAGAACUUUUUGAAGACCCUUGGUGCACAAGAUGUUCAGGAGAAUCAGGGGAGAUAACUGUGAAGGAAGGAUAAGAAGAACUGUGAUAAAAGUUUCCAUUCUCUGUCAUUUUUUUUAAGAAAUAACAUAUUGCUCAAUUUAGGGUGUCGCCUGUGGAGGAUCUCUUUGUCCACUGCGAUCCGUCAUCAACAAUAGCUGUUUUUGAGAUACUUUUUUUUCUCAAGAUUUGCAUGUUAUGUGAUGGGGAGCAUAUGCACUUCCGGUAAAAAGUGAUAAUUUGACAGCAGUACAAACAAUAUGCAAAAACACUGGUGUGCUGUUCCGACUGCAUUUCAGACAAGCAGUUAAUAGUUAGUAGUGUGUAGAUAUAUCUCUAUUAUGAAGGAUGUGAAAUAUAUAUUGUCUGUCGACAUAAAUGGAAAAUUUAUUCCAGAAAAUAUUUUUGUACAAAUUACUUAUAAGACAUGAUGAAACCUUUGAUGUUUAUGUUCCACCUUAGUCACUGUUGCUGUGAUGGAUUAUCAGUUUCUCAUGAAACUUAUUUUUGUAUAGUUUUCAAAGAUUUACUUAACACACAAGUAAUGUACACAUCAAACAUGUCACAAUGUUACAAGACCAAUUCCGGCAAUUGUUCCCUUUCUCAUACCUUUGGUCAUAGCUUGAGCAAGGAACCAAAUGGUCUUUGAUAUAUACAUUAUUUGUGUAUAAAUUAGCCUGGAAUUUUGCUGUAAAAUCAUGUGUUUCUCUCAUAUUACCUGUCAUGGAUACAUUUGUAACCUGCCAUCAUUCCAUAUAAGGAUCCCUGUCCCACUUGUGUUUUUCCUAUAUACAGUAACCUCCCUGUAACUUCCGUUUAGAGACAACUGUAGCCAUUUUGCCAGGACACUUUAGUUGACCAGCUCAAUCACACUGUUGUUGAUUCCAUUUUAUUAUUUCAUCUUCUUUUCACAUAAAAGUCCCACAAGGUAUAGAUUUCUUAUGGAAACGAUUCAUCAAAGGUGUAGUCAUGCUGCACACUAAAAAAAAAUCCACAUUUACAGUCACAGUUUUGGCAAUGGUACUGGUAUCUCUAAGCCAGAGGUAGGGGUACAGGGAUCUCUAAGCCAGAGGCAGGGGUACAGGGAUCCCUAAGCCAGAGGCAGGGGUACAAGGGAUACCUUAGCCAGAGGCAGUGGUACAGGUAUCUCUAAGCCAGAGGCAGGGGUACAGGUAUCUCUAAGCCAGAGGCAGGGGUACAGGGAUCCCUAAGCCAGAGGCAGGGGUACAGGUAUCUCUAAGCCAGAGGCAGGGGUACAGGUAUCUCUAAGCCAAAGGCAGGUGUACAAGCUAAGGGAUACCUUAGCCAGAGGCAGUGGUACAGGUAUCUCUAAGCCAGAGGUAGGGGUACAGGGAUCCCUAAGCCAGAGGUAGGGGUACAGGGAUCCCUAAGCCAGAGGUAGGGUUACAAGCUAAGGGAGACCUUAGUCAGAGGCAGUGGUACAGGUAUCUCUAAGCCAGAGGCAGGGGUACAAGCUAAGGGAUACCUUAGCCAGAGGCAAUGGUACAGGUAUCUCUAAGCCAGAGGCAGGGGUACAAGCUAAGGGAUACCUUAGCCAGAGGCAGUGGUACAGGUAUCUCUAAGCCAGAGGCAGGGGUACAGGUAUCUCUAAGCCAGAGGCAGGGGUACAGGGAUCUCUAAGCCAGAGGUAGGGGUACAGGGAUCCCUAAGCCAGAGGUAGGGUUACAAGCUAAGGGAUACCUUAGCCAGAGGCAGUGGUACAGGUAUCUCUAAGCCAGAGGCAGGGGUACAAGCUAAGGGAUACCUUAGCCAGAGGCAGUGGUACAGGUAUCUCUAAGCCAGAGGCAGGGGUACAAGCUAAGGGAUACCUUAGCCAGAGGCAGUGGUACAGGUAUCUCUAAGCCAGAGGCAGGGGUACAAGCUAAGGGAUACCUUAGCCAGAGGCAGUGGUACAGGUAUCUCUAAGCCAGAGGCAGGGGUACAAGCUAAGGGAUACCUUAGCCAGAGGCAGUGGUACAGGUAUCUCUAAGCCAGAGGCAGGGGUACAAGCUAAGGGAUACCUUAGCCAGAGGCAGUGGUACAGGUAUCUCUAAGCCAGAGGCAGGGGUACAAGCUAAGGGAUACCUUAGCCAGAGGCAGUGGUACAGGUAUCUCUAAGCCAGAGGCAGGGGUACAAGCUAAGGGAUACCUUAGCCAGAGGCAGUGGUACAGGUAUCUCUAAGCCAGAGGCAGGGGUACAAGCUAAGGGAUACCUUAGCCAGAGGCAGUGGUACAGGUAUCUCUAAGCCAGAGGCAGGGGUACAAGCUAAGGGAUACCUUAGCCAGAGGCAGUGGUACAGGUAUCUCUAAGCCAGAGGCAGGGGUACAAGCUAAGGGAUACCUUAGCCAGAGGCAGUGGUACAGGUAUCUCUAAGCCAGAGGCAGGGGUACAAGCUAAGGGAUACCUUAGCCAGAGGCAGUGGUACAGGUAUCUCUAAGCCAGAGGCAGGGGUACAAGCUAAGGGAUACCUUAGCCAGAGGCAGUGGUACAGGUAUCUCUAAGCCAGAGGCAGGGGUACAAGCUAAGGGAUACCUUAGCCAGAGGCAGUGGUACAGGUAUCUCUAAGCCAGAGGCAGGGGUACAAGCUAAGGGAUACCUUAGCCAGAGGCAGUGGUACAGGUAUCUCUAAGCCAGAGGCAGGGGUACAAGCUAAGGGAUACCUUAGCCAGAGGCAGUGGUACAGGUAUCUCUAAGCCAGAGGCAGGGGUACAAGCUAAGGGAUACCUUAGCCAGAGGCAGUGGUACAGGUAUCUCUAAGCCAGAGGCAGGGGUACAAGCUAAGGGAUACCUUAGCCAGAGGCAGUGGUACAGGUAUCUCUAAGCCAGAGGCAGGGGUACAAGCUAAGGGAUACCUUAGCCAGAGGCAGUGGUACAGGUAUCUCUAAGCCAGAGGCAGGGGUACAAGCUAAGGGAUACCUUAGCCAGAGGCAGUGGUACAGGUAUCUCUAAGCCAGAGGCAGGGGUACAAGCUAAGGGAUACCUUAGCCAGAGGCAGUGGUACAGGUAUCUCUAAGCCAGAGGCAGGGGUACAAGCUAAGGGAUACCUUAGCCAGAGGCAGUGGUACAGGUAUCUCUAAGCCAGAGGCAGGGGUACAAGCUAAGGGAUACCUUAGCCAGAGGCAGUGGUACAGGUAUCUCUAAGCCAGAGGCAGGGGUACAAGCUAAGGGAUACCUUAGCCAGAGGCAGUGGUACAGGUAUCUCUAAGCCAGAGGCAGGGGUACAAGCUAAGGGAUACCUUAGCCAGAGGCAGUGGUACAGGUAUCUCUAAGCCAGAGGCAGGGGUACAAGCUAAGGGAUACCUUAGCCAGAGGCAGUGGUACAGGUAUCUCUAAGCCAGAGGCAGGGGUACAAGCUAAGGGAUACCUUAGCCAGAGGCAGUGGUACAGGUAUCUCUAAGCCAGAGGCAGGGGUACAAGCUAAGGGAUACCUUAGCCAGAGGCAGUGGUACAGGUAUCUCUAAGCCAGAGGCAGGGGUACAAGCUAAGGGAUACCUUAGCCAGAGGCAGUGGUACAGGUAUCUCUAAGCCAGAGGCAGGGGUACAAGCUAAGGGAUACCUUAGCCAGAGGCAGUGGUACAGGUAUCUCUAAGCCAGAGGCAGGGGUACAAGCUAAGGGAUACCUUAGCCAGAGGCAGUGGUACAGGUAUCUCUAAGCCAGAGGCAGGGGUACAAGCUAAGGGAUACCUUAGCCAGAGGCAGUGGUACAGGUAUCUCUAAGCCAGAGGCAGGGGUACAAGCUAAGGGAUACCUUAGCCAGAGGCAGUGGUACAGGUAUCUCUAAGCCAGAGGCAGGGGUACAAGCUAAGGGAUACCUUAGCCAGAGGCAGUGGUACAGGUAUCUCUAAGCCAGAGGCAGGGGUACAAGCUAAGGGAUACCUUAGCCAGAGGCAGUGGUACAGGUAUCUCUAAGCCAGAGGCAGGGGUACAAGCUAAGGGAUACCUUAGCCAGAGGCAGUGGUACAGGUAUCUCUAAGCCAGAGGCAGGGGUACAAGCUAAGGGAUACCUUAGCCAGAGGCAGUGGUACAGGUAUCUCUAAGCCAGAGGCAGGGGUACAAGCUAAGGGAUACCUUAGCCAGAGGCAGUGGUACAGGUAUCUCUAAGCCAGAGGCAGGGGUACAAGCUAAGGGAUACCUUAGCCAGAGGCAGUGGUACAGGUAUCUCUAAGCCAGAGGCAGGGGUACAAGCUAAGGGAUACCUUAGCCAGAGGCAGUGGUACAAGUAUCUCUAAGCCAGAGGUAGGGGUACAGGGAUCUCUGAGCCAGAGGCAGGGGUACAGGGAUCUCUAAGGCAGAGGUAGGGGUACAGGGAUCUUUAAGCCAGAGGUAGGGGUACAGGGAUCCCUAAGCCAGAGGCAGGGGUAGAAGGGAUCCCUUAGCCAGAGGCAAUGGUACAGGUAUCUCUAAGCCAGAUGCAGUGGUACAGGUAUCUCUAAGCCAGAGGCAGUGGUACAGGGAUCCAUAAGCCAGAGGUAGGGUUACAAGGGAUCCCUAAGCCAGAGGCAGUGGUACAGGGAUCCCUAAGCCAGAGGCAGUGGUACAGGGAUCCAUAAGCCAGAUGAAAUGGUACAGGGAUCCCUAACCCAGAGGUAGUGGUACAGGGAUCCCUAAGCCAGAGACAGUGGUACAGGGAUCCCUAAGCCAGAGGCAGUGAUACAGGGAUCCCUAAACCAGAGGCAGUGGUACAUGGAUCUCUAAGCCUGAGGCAGUGGUACAGGGAUCCCUAAGCCAGAGGCAGUGGUACAGGGAUCCGUAAACCGGAGGCAGUAGUACAUGAAUCCCUAAGCCAGAGGCAGUGGUACAGGGAUCCCUAGGCCAGAGGCAGUGGUACAGGGAUCCCUAAGCCAAAGGCAGGGGUACAAGGGAUCCCUAAGCCUGAGGCAGGGGUACAGGGAUCCCCAGGCCAGAGGCAGUGGUACAGGGAUCCAUAAGCCAGAGGUAGGGUUACAAGGGAUCCCUAAGCAAGAGGCAGUGGUACAGGGAUCCCUAAGCCAGAGGCAGUGGUACAGGGAUCCAUAAGCCAGAUGAAAUGGUACAGGGAUCCCUAACCCAGAGGUAGUGGUACAGGGAUCCCUAAGCCAGAGACAGUGGUACAGGGAUCCCUAAGCCAGAGGCAGUGAUACAGGGAUCCCUAAACCAGAGGCAGUGGUACAUGGAUCUCUAAGCCUGAGGCAGUGGUACAGGGAUCCCUAAGCCAGAGGCAGUGGUACAGGGAUCCGUAAACCGGAGGCAGUAGUACAUGAAUCCCUAAGCCAGAGGCAGUGGUACAGGGAUCCCUAGGCCAGAGGCAGUGGUACAGGGAUCCCUAAGCCAGAGGCAGUGGU
Mizuhopecten yessoensis (Yesso scallop) is the source of this 7083-nucleotide messenger RNA. RefSeq names its product proton myo-inositol cotransporter-like. Lineage: Eukaryota; Metazoa; Mollusca; Bivalvia; Pectinida; Pectinidae. Gene Ontology annotation, cellular component: membrane. The record is from RefSeq and is a predicted model, not a curated record. The transcript is spliced from 12 exons. Gene Ontology annotation, biological process: transmembrane transport. Gene Ontology annotation, molecular function: myo-inositol:proton symporter activity. Bases 71 to 1798 code for a protein of 575 amino acids.